GUGGUGAUGCUGAUUUAAAAAAUCAUAAUUAUAAGGGUGGAGUUAAUCAUCGAAAUACGUGAAACCACGCUUAUGGUAUCAGGCAUUCAAGUCGAGAACGUUGUUCUUGCGAACUUCAGAAAAUGGGGAGGGGCUUUCAUUGCACGAGCUAUUCAGUGGUGCUCUCGCGCAGUCGUUAUGCCGACCCUGAAGUCUAAAUUAGUGCAUAUAACUCACAUAUAGUCAACCUGCUACCCCCCUUUUAACUCUUUCGGACAAAAAUAUAUGCGGGGUGUCUGCGCGAAGAUAAUUUCCUGUUCGAUUCCUGAAAAAUCACCUGACCGGUUUUAAUUCGGCAGGAGAGCUCAUUCCAAUUGGCUGUUUCAGGCAGGUUUCAGGUGAACAUGGAGUGCCUCAGUCGCUCGCGGGCACCUCCUUCUCACGUUUGUUGAGAGUGGAGGAUGGAGGAGAAUUUAAAGAGAAUCGACGGGGAACGAAAUCAAGAGGAGAGAAGUUUCUUCGACCCUACCUCUUGGCGGAGACCCGAGUUUGUUUUGACCUGUUUGGAAAACGAGAAAGUUUGUAUCUCGAUUGGACUCUGCGGUCUUUCUGCAGUAUUCUGGGUGGUAGCCUGUCUGUUGGUCGUGUGUAAACGAUGCAGAACGAAGCGCAGGAAUGUCGGCGACACCGCGGACAGUGCGCUUUAUUGCUUUCUGGGAAAUUUGAGCGGUACCGUGGGGGCCGUCAUGUCCAUCCAGCUGACGAUCCAGGUAUUUAUGGGUGGGCUGCUGACGAUACUGGAUAUUCUACGCUUCAUUUUCAUAAUCAUACCCUUCAGUGGCAGAACCGAAAGUAGGAUAAAGGUCAUGAGGAAGAGGAGGAGGCAGAAUAUCUUCGUCCUCUCUCUCCCCUUGGCUUUGGGAAUAGGCCUUUUCGCAUUUCAUGGCCUGUAUCAACAGCAAAGUGACAGCGUGCCGGUCAGGAGACGACUGCUCAGUUUAGUUUUACAGGAUAAUUCUGAAAUAUUGGGUUAUGCGCUUGGCCUGCUGUCUACUGUGAUUGGCUGGACUUCGAAGUUCCCCUCUCUUACUAAAGCUCAUCUCGAGAAGAUGACCUCAGCUGUGCACGUGUCCUUUGGAAUACUGUGCGCGCUCGCUAAUGUCCUCUACGGCUCAGCCAUCCUGGUCUACGACGCGCGCACCGCGUCUGUCCUGAAGGCGUUGCCAUGGUUACUCAACUGCUUCGGCUGCGCUGCCUUUGAUGUCGUCAUCCUGGGGCUGUCCUGUUUCAGAAUGCACAGGGGGUGGUCCUGGGACCCCACAGACACGCAGUCCCUGCUGGAGGACUCUCCUCCUGAACCCCCCAGCCCAACGCACCCAGAUUCGAGAAGGCCAUCCCUGCAGACGCUUCGCAGCAAAAAAUGCAUGAAGAAGACCGCAGAAAUAGGUCGCUAUAUGGACAUCAACAUCCAGCCCGUCCAGCCUGAGCCAAAGGUGUUUCUGAAGGAGGUGAAGAUCUCCAGGGAGGGCCGGGCUGGCGGUCUGCUGCUGAAGAGAGCGCAGAGGGAGGUGAAGGAGGAGGACCCCUGCUCCUCGGACAGCUCCUCCGCCUCCUCCUCCCUCCACCCGGAGCUGGAGUGGGACUUUGGAGAUGCGAACGCCCACUGGAACAAAGUGCCAAAGCCGCAGAAAAGGAAGGAGGUUUUCGCCCUCCGGAAUUGGAGGGUUCAGCUCGGGACAAACCCUGCCAGCCAAACAAAGGCCGAUUCUGUCAAGAGCGUCGGAAGCGUGGAGACGAGAAGCUGUGCCAUCGCAGUUGACCAACAAGUGGCAGCUCCUGGCACUUUGCCGUCAGUGGAAAAUGAAGGACCAAUCGGACAGCACUUUGCAGUCAAUGGCAAAUGAAUGACCAAUGGGACGACAGCUUGCAGUCGAUGGUAAAUGAAUGACCAAUGGGACAACAGCUUGCAGUCGAUGGUAAAUGAAUGACCAAUGGGACAACAGCUUGCAGUCGAUGGUAAAUGAAUGACCAAUGGGACAACAGCUUGCAGUCGAUGGUAAAUGAAUGGCCAAUGGGACAACAGCUUGCAGUCAAUGGUAAAUAAGUGACCAAGAGGGAAACACUUUGCAGUUAAUGGUUAUUGCAUGUGGUAUUCACACCUAAACUGCUUUGCUAAAUUACAUUGAAGGCAAUAAAAAGUGUUAACAUAUGAAA
Molecule: messenger RNA, 2193 nt
Organism: Anguilla anguilla (European eel)
Lineage: Eukaryota; Metazoa; Chordata; Actinopteri; Anguilliformes; Anguillidae
Gene: tmem44
Product: transmembrane protein 44
Exons: 10
Coding region: 441-1883 (480 amino acids)
Source: RefSeq, a predicted model, not a curated record